UAGCGCUAGCCACUCUACCAAACUAAACCUGCGGUUUUCAUCAUGAUUUUUCAUUUUAUCGCCACCGGAAGUUCGCCGCAGUGGAUCUACUCUAUUUAUUUUGGAGUACAGCGCAUAAACGCUGCAUUUGCGAUCUCUCUUUUACAUCACAGCCCCGAUGUCCGGAUCCGAUUGGCCGAUUUGCCCCGUCCCCAGUAGGGUUGGUGUCCAAUAUCACGAAGACCACAGGGAUGUCAGAAGCGUCUCGCCACACAUACCAAAACCAUCUUCACGCAGCCACCCCGACCUACCUCCGUCCUACCAGGAAAUUCUCCCAGAAACACCGGUCCCCAGUUCGCCAAUGCUCGACGACUCAAUCCAUGACCACGACGGAUGGCCCGACACGGUACUGCGACCACUGCCGCCCUUGUACGAUGAUAUCAUCCACAACGAACGUCCUUUUGCCAGCCAUCCUGAGGAUGCGCGCGCAUGGCAGGACAUGAGAACGGUUUGCAGCGAAAUGUUCAGCAAGGGUGCGACGUACUGGCGCCUCUGCCUGGUUGUGGGCAGCCUCACCGGCCUGUCCUUGAUGCUCUUUUAUUUAUUGGAAGAUGACCAAGAAUGGAAGUUAACUGUCGGAAGUGUGAUGUUCGCGGUAUUUUACAUGUUCUACCUGGUAGACGUGUUUGUGGGCAAUUCUAAUAUGGCGUUCCUUACGAAUGUUAUCAGCGUAGCCGAACUGAACAAACACAUGGAGCGUGUCCGAGCCGGUGUUCCUUCGAUUGUGUGGCACAUGAAAUGCAAUCAAAAAGUACAACGCACUCGGAUAAUGGGAGGAACAAUCGAGACUUACACCGACGAGACCAUCUGGAAAGGAACCAGGGCUUUUCGGUUCACGCACUGGGAGGAUUUCUCCAGUGACCGGCAGCUGGACAACAUUGGCGUCUACAAGAUGACCCGCAUCAAGUUUUUCAAGCGCUACGUCUUGGCGGAUAGCUGGACGACAUCGGCCUUCGAGCAGCAGCGAAAAGCAUUCAUCAAGGAGAACAAAUGGCGGGACAAACACUACACUCUGGAGGAAGUCUUUGAUAUAGUCGGAUCCAAGCCGGCCGUGCUGGUAUCCACGACAUCCGAGAAGCCCUUCUUUUUUCAGAGGUGCUGGUAUGUGUUGGCGGCGCUGUUUUUCCUGGAGCUACCGUUCAGUUUCAUGAUGAGGAUGCAGUCGACGCGGCUGCAUUACACUUACGUCAAAUACUUACGGUAG
This is a messenger RNA of Paramacrobiotus metropolitanus, 1243 nucleotides long. RefSeq lists its product as uncharacterized. Lineage: Eukaryota; Metazoa; Tardigrada; Eutardigrada; Parachela; Macrobiotidae. The record is from RefSeq and is a predicted model, not a curated record. The coding region runs from base 158 to 1243 and encodes 361 amino acids. The transcript has 2 exons.